AUGCGGAGCGGAGAAAAACGCAAUCACCACCAUCAUCAUCAUUUAAAAUUCCAUGUACAUGUGCAUCUGCCUUUUCACCUUCAUCAUCACGAGAAUAUUGAGGAAUUGAGGGACAUCCCAAGAGGAUGCGUUGCGGUGAUGGUUGGUCAAGGAGAAGAGCAACAGAGGUUCGUCAUACCAGUGAUGCACAUCAACCAUCCUCUCUUCAUCCAGUUGUUGAAAGGAGCUGAGGAUGAAGUCAACUUUCAUCACAAUGGUCCCAUAAACAUCCCUUGUCAGGUGGAGGAGUUCCGUUACGUUGAGGAUAUCAUAGACAAGGAUAGUAAUCACUAUUUGUGGUGCUUCAAGCCCUGA
Messenger RNA from Lycium barbarum (goji berry), 354 nucleotides. RefSeq names its product auxin-responsive protein SAUR32-like. The transcript has a single exon. Gene Ontology annotation, biological process: response to auxin. NCBI's taxonomy places the organism in Eukaryota, Viridiplantae, Streptophyta, Magnoliopsida, Solanales, Solanaceae. The record is from RefSeq and is a predicted model, not a curated record. The coding region runs from base 1 to 354 and encodes 117 amino acids.